AUGUCGUCAACGCCGGAAGAUACGCAGCCCCAAAAAGAGACCGGCUCUCAAAAGGGCCCUUGGACAGAUGAGGUCCGCGACAAAUUCGAUACAAAAUCCAAAAGCGAAUUCUACGACCCCUGCCAAGAGGCAGCGCAGCGAAGCUACAAGUGCCUCUUUCGAAACAACGGCGACAAGACCAUGUGUGGCGAAUACUUCCAGGCAUAUCGCGAUUGUAAACAGGCUUGGAUCGACAAACGAAAGAAAGAAAAGAAGAGCUGGUUUUGA
Messenger RNA from [Torrubiella] hemipterigena, 267 nucleotides. The record is from the annotation of a GenBank genome assembly. NCBI's taxonomy places the organism in Eukaryota, Fungi, Ascomycota, Sordariomycetes, Hypocreales, Clavicipitaceae.